Oryctolagus cuniculus (rabbit) is the source of this 6702-nucleotide messenger RNA. NCBI's taxonomy places the organism in Eukaryota, Metazoa, Chordata, Mammalia, Lagomorpha, Leporidae. The record is from RefSeq and is a predicted model, not a curated record.
CAAAGCCGCCGCAGAAGUUGCCCGGCAGAAGACUCCGGAGGCAUUGGCUCAGUAACUUUUCACGUCAUUUUCUGCUCCGGAGCCCCUGCUCGCCUCUCCGCGCAGCCUUUCCCACCGCAAAUCACCAGUGCUCAUGGGGCAGGCGAAAAGGAGCUUGCAGCACUGAACUGAACCGGACUCGAGCCCGUGAUGUCCGGCACCAAAUUGGAGGACUCCCCGCCUCGUCGCAACUGGUCAUCUGCCUCAGAGCUGAACGAAACUCAAGAGCCGUUUUUAAACCCCACCGACUAUGACGAUGAGGAAUUCCUGCGGUACCUGUGGAGAGAAUACCUACACCCGAAAGAAUAUGAGUGGGUCCUGAUCGCAGGGUACAUCAUCGUAUUCGUCGUGGCUCUUAUUGGAAACGUCCUGGUUUGUGUGGCAGUGUGGAAGAACCACCACAUGAGGACAGUGACAAACUACUUCAUAGUCAACCUUUCUCUGGCUGAUGUUCUUGUGACCAUCACCUGCCUUCCAGCCACACUGGUCGUGGAUAUUACUGAGACCUGGUUCUUUGGACAGUCUCUCUGCAAAGUGAUUCCUUAUUUACAGACUGUGUCAGUGUCUGUGUCUGUUCUCACACUGAGCUGCAUCGCCUUAGAUCGAUGGUAUGCCAUCUGUCAUCCUUUGAUGUUUAAGAGCACAGCCAAACGGGCCCGGAACAGCAUUGUCAUCAUCUGGAUUGUCUCCUGCAUCAUAAUGAUUCCUCAGGCCAUCGUCAUGGAGUGCAGUACCAUGCUCCCUGGCUUAGCCAAUAAAACCACUCUCUUCACAGUAUGUGAUGAGCGCUGGGGAGGUGACAUUUACCCCAAGAUGUAUCACAUUUGUUUCUUUCUGGUGACAUACAUGGCACCACUGUGUCUUAUGGUGUUGGCUUAUCUACAAAUAUUUCGUAAACUCUGGUGCCGACAGAUCCCUGGAACAUCAUCUGUAGUUCAGAGAAAAUGGAAGCCCUUGCAGCCCGUUUCACAGUCUCGAGCGCCAGGACAGCAGACCAAGUCCCGGAUUAGCGCUGUGGCUGCUGAAAUAAAACAGAUCCGAGCCAGAAGGAAAACAGCCCGGAUGUUAAUGGUCGUGCUUUUGGUGUUUGCAAUUUGCUAUCUACCAAUUAGCAUCCUAAAUGUGCUAAAAAGAGUAUUUGGGAUGUUUACCCACACAGAAGACAGAGAGACUGUUUAUGCCUGGUUUACAUUUUCACAUUGGCUUGUUUAUGCCAACAGUGCUGCGAACCCAAUUAUUUAUAAUUUUCUUAGUGGAAAAUUUCGAGAGGAAUUUAAAGCUGCAUUUUCUUGCUGUUGCCUUGGAGUUCACCAUCGCCAAGAGGAUCGGCUCACCAGGGGCCGAACCAGCACAGAGAGCAGGAAGUCGCUGACCACGCAGAUCAGCAACUUGGAAAAUGUAUCAAAACUCUCAGAGCAAGUUGUGCUCACUAGCAUAAGCACCCUCCCAGCAGCCAAUGGAGCAGGACCGCUUCAAAACUGGCUCAACUCACAAAGCCUGCACACUGCCAGGAUGGUGAGGCGAUAACGUUCUUCUGCAAGAAGCACUGGAGACAAGUAUCGAUGAACAUGUCCACUUUACUAAUGAUCACACACACUUUUUAAAGGGCAGUCAGAAGGGGAGUAACUAAUUCAGGGCAACACUAAUUCUAUAGGAUAGAACGAUAUUGGUACCACUUUGCUUCUCCAAUCAGCUUGAAGGUCAUAUAGCUAGGACAGCUUUCCAGGUGGUCCAAAUGGGCCAGGGCCACACCGGGGAGCUGUUAACCUGAUUGGCAAUUAUAGGGCCAUUUAACAGGGAGCAGCAGUGGGGAAAAGUGCCUGGGGCUCCUGCUGCCUUCCAGCAGUCUGGUUGUGGGGUCCUUCCUGGGAGGUAUGCUGUGCCACAUUCUCAACCUCCUGCAUGGGCAAAGCAGGCAGACUCCCUGCCAGGUACAGUAUCACCCAUAAUCUCUCCUAUCUAUCAUCUAUUUUUCUUUCUUUCCCUCUCUUUCUGUUGCUAUAUACAGAUCAUACUUGUGUAUACCAUAUUUUGAAGCCCAGAAAUAAAAGUAUAAAUCUUUGUAGUAAGAUGUUGGAACUUUCCAAAUGCUAAUAAUUUAUUUGGCUACUCAGAAUGCUUUAAUAAAGCAAGUAAUAUACAGAUAUUAUAACUAAAUCUAAUAAUAAUUUAACAUGGGAUUUAAAUGAAAACAGGAUCAAAUAGUGGUUAUAAACAAACUCUACAUUGAGCCUGGUUUUUUGAUCUUGGAAAGUUACUUCUACCUAAAUUUAAUCAUCAACAAUAUUAGGAUAAUAACAAUUUCUAAUUCAUAGAAUUCCUUUGAGAAUUAAAUGACUCGCUAUAUAUCAAACACUUAAAACAACUUUUGAAGUACGGUACAUAUAAAUAAUAUAAAUAAAUGUUAGCCUAGAAGUUAAGACUCAUGUUCUUAAAUAAUAACUUGAUUGAGAAGAAAAUCAAAACUAAAAUUAUAUUAAUCACAAAGCUAAAAUAAACAAGAUUUGAAGUCCAGACAAGUAACUAAGGAGCUUUAGAGAUCGUCACUCUGAAAUAGUUGUCUUACUGUAACUUUAAGUCCCUGUGCCUAGACUACCCAGCAAAGUCACUUUCACAUUCCAGAGCCAGAUAAACAGUGAGGGAAACUAAAUAAUUGUUGUUUUAAAGCAGUAAAUGUGGGUGUGCUUUUACAUAGCAACAAAACAAAAUAAUUGAUGAGUGGAAUGCACAGAAAGAAUGCAAAGUAGAUGGAAAUGGAGAAAAAUGAAAGAGAUGGAAAUAAUACAUUUCAGAAUAAGAUAAUAGAAUGGCUCUAAAAGAUAAGCUUGUUCUGAGCAUCUUAAUGAAUUCAAGGUCAUAUUACAUGGAAAGCACCAGUUUCAAAUUGUAAUGAUCCUUGGUUUUAUUUAAUGAAUUUCAUCGUUACAAAAGUGUGAGUUGGACAUAAACUUUACAUCAACAGAGAAGUUGAGUUUGUUUACAAACACAUAGUAGGAAGCAAAAACAAAAGCUUUUGGAAAACCUUUUAGAAUGACUUCAUUAAGUAGACAAAGUCCUUUCCAGAAAGAAUAUAAGUGAAGACAGAGUGAUCAACUUAAAAAGAUGCAACAUACUCAUUAUUCUAGUGAAAACAGCAGAAGCAUUUAGAGUAUGGAGGAGAAAUUAAAACUAGAAACAGCAGCACAACAGGGGAGUAGAAAGCCAACCUCAGGCAGGAGCUUCUAAUUUAGACAGAUGCAGAACAGCAAACAGUGCCAGUUAAAGACCUGACUCACAAACUCAUGUGAUUUUUACUUGCAUUUACAAAAGUGCUUUAGGUGUGAAUAAAUAUCUAAUAUUUCCAGUGUGUCUCUGGUGACUUCACACCCCUUUCCAGAUACUGUCCCUGUUCUCUGCUUACCUUUACAGCAAAUUCCUUUGCAAGAGGAAAUAAUCAUUUUCAGAAAUUGCUCUGCUUCCAUUUUAUCCUGAACCCACUCCAUCUAGGAUUUUGUACCCCAAAUACAACAAAUACAACAAAUAUUUCUGUUGUGGUGAUUAACCAGUAAGGCCUACAUUGUUAAAUCAACACUCUACUUAUUUUACUGCAGUCUUUAGUAGUUAAUCAACUACUUGUUCCUUCUCCUUGAAACACAUUCUUUACUUGGUUUCCAGAAUGCCCUAUUUUCAUGGAUUUUCUUUCUCUUACUUGAUAGUUCCUUUCCUCUUCAUCUUCUUGACCUGAUAUUUUAGUGCUCUUAACAAACCUCCUCUUUUUUCUUAUAUUUCCUAAAUUCUUAUAAUUCCAAUUCUAAUUUCCAUAAUUCUGUACACAGAAUAAAUUGUGAUCAUUUGAAUAUUGAAAACCAGGGUAGGCAGUUGGCCUGGUAGGUAAGAUGCUAAUUGAGAUACCAGUCAUCCACAGCAUAGUACUUGUGUUAAUGCCUAAUUCUGGCUCCUGACUCCAGCUUCCUGCCAAUGCAGAUCUUAGGGGACAACACCAAAGGCUAAGGAAAUUGAAUUUGUUCCACCCACUUGGGAGGCCUAGAUGGAGUUCCUGGUUCCCAGCCCCAGCUGGUCCAGUCCUGCCUGUUAUGAGCAUUUGGGGCAUGAACCAGUGGAUGGACACUCUUUUUUUUCUGUUCAUCUAUCUGUAUCUUCAAGUGAAAGAAAGAAAUAGAGAAAGAGAGAGAGGAAGAGAGAGAGAAAGAGAGAAAGGGAGAGAAAGAGAGAAAGAGAGAGAGAAAGAGAAAGACAGAGAGCCAGAGAGAGCGAGAAAGACAGAGAGAGCGAGAAAGACAGAGAAAGCGAAAGAAAGAGAGAGAGAGAGAAAGACAGAGAGAGAGAAAGAGAAAGGGAGAAAGAGAAAGGGAGAAAGAGAAAGGGAGAAAGAAGAAUUAAUUAUUAUUUCUACUCUAUUCAGUACUCUCCAAAGGCUCCUUAUUUUAUUCAAGUCAAAAAAAAAAAUCAAAGUGCUUAUUCUAAGCCUAAUAUUCCCACACAAUCUGCCUCCACUAGCCAUCUGACCCCAUUUUCUAUCACUCAUUACUUUGAGUAGUCUACCUCACACACAGUGAUCCAGUAGCUGACUGGUGACCAUACUGCAGGAAUAGCUUAUCUUCAGGCUUUACAAUUGCCCAUAUCUCUUCCUGGAAUUUCUCUUUGCUUACUCUGUCUUGUCCCUGUACUUCCCUUACUUACAAAUCCUUUAUAAAAUAGUAUUUUUUUAAUCCCCCAAAUACAGUAUUUUCUCUCUCCUUUGUCCUGUCUUAUGUUCCUUCCUACUGUUACAGAUAGCUAGUAUUGAUAGUAUUUCUAGUAUGAGUAUUAUUUAUGCUUAUGUUCCUCAACUAGAAUAUAAGCUCCAAAGGAGGAGCUGUAACUCUUUUAGUAUCUGUGCCUGGAAUAGUAUAGGUACUCAGUGAGUAUAUAUUGAGGAAACAAAUGAAUAUUGGUGGCCGGUGGCGCGGCUCACUAGGCUAAUCCUCCGCCUUGCGGCACCGGCACACCAGGUUCUAGUCCCGGUCGGGGCACCAGAUUCUGUCCCGGUUGCCCCUCUUCCAGGCCAGCUCUCUGCUGUGGCCCGGGAGUGCAGUGGAGGAUGGCCCAAGUGCUUGGGCCCUGCACCCAAUAUGAGACCAGGAGAAACACCUGGCUCCUGCCAUCAGAUCAGUGUGGUGCGCCGGCCGCAGCGCACUGGCCGCGGCGGCCAUUGGAGGGUGAGCCAACGGCAAAGGAAGAUCUUUCUCUCUGUCUUUCUCUCUGUCUCUCUCUCUCACUGUCUACUCUGCCUGUCCAAAAAAAAAAAAAGAAUAUUCGAGUGGAUAAAAUUGAAAACAUAUCCAAAGAGAAUAUUAGAUAAACGUAAGCAUGAAAAUUUAGUGGUAUUUUGUCAUUUCGAUGCAGAUAUAUAAAGGUAUUCAUGAUGCACUGUUAAAGGAACAAAACAAAUUACAGAAUACUAUGUAAAGUACAAUCUCAAUAUAAUACAUAUAUGUUUAUAUAUAUAAACGAGUAGGAAUAUUUUAAAAGAUAUACAUAAAAUCUUAACAUUAUUUCUAAAACUGGAAUUAUACAUUGUUUCCAUUUUCCUGUUUCGAAUUUCCUGUUUUCUGAAUUUUAACAAUUAUGUUUUAUAAUUACAAAAGACAACUGAGUAAUUUUAACAAGAAAAAUGUGCUAGAUGGAUAAAAUAUUUAUUUUGCAUGCCAUUCAUGGAAUUUGAGACAUUUUAAUUGCUAUUUUAACACCUAGGACUUGGAAAGGCUGUUUCAUUAAAAAAAACUAAUAUAUAAAUAUUGAAUUUUAAUAUAAAAAAGCUAGUAAUUCAGAAUAUAUGCUAACUUCACCAAAUUUGUUAAUUUAUUUUCAUUUCAAAUUUAUUAAUAAUAUUGUACCAGCUACACUUUGUAAAAUGGUAUUAUAGGAUACAUAUGUAUGUGUACAAGUAUAUAUGGACUUCAAAAGCUUAAGGGAUAUAGUCCAAAAUUAAUAUCAGUUACUCAUAAGUAUUAGAAUCAUGGUGAUUUUCUCUGUGGUCUUAAUUUCACAAGAACAAAAUAACACACUACUAAAAUUUUAAUGUGCAGGGGCCAGAGUUGUAGCACAGUGGGUUAAGCUGUGGCUUGCGAUGCUGGAAUCCCAUAUUGGAGUGCCGGUUUGAGACACUGCUGCUUCACUAUGGAUCUAGCUCCUUGCUAAUGUGCUUGAGGAAGCAGUGGGUGAUGUCACGAAGUAUUUGGGCUUCUACACCCAUGUGGGAGUCCAGGAUGGAAUUCCAGGUUCCUGGCUUUGGCUUGGUUGAUCUUCAACCAUUUGGCCAUUUGAGGAUUGAAAUAGCAGAUGAAAGAUUUAUCUAGGAGCUGGCACUGCAGUGCAGCCGGUAAAGCCACCAUUUGUGAUAACAGCAUCCCAUAUGGGUGCCAGUACUAGUCCCAGCUGCCCAAUUUCCAAUCCAACUCCCUGUAAAUGUGUCUGGGAAAGCAGUGGAAGAUGGCCCACGUCCUUGAGGCAUUGCACCCAUGAAGGAGACCCAGAAGAAGCUCCUGGCUCCUGGCUUCUCCUGGCCCAGCUCUGGCUGUUGUAGCCAUUUGAAGAAUGAACCAGCAGAUGGAAGAUGCCUGCCUCUCUGUCUCUCCCUUUUCCCCUCUUUCUCCAUAACUCUGCCUUUCAAAUAAAUAAAUA